AUGCAAAUGGAAUCAUGGCGACAACGAGGAUAUGUCCCCGACUCGGACGAGGAAGAUGGCUUCGAUUCUCUAGAUUCGAAGAAGGGCAAUGCCGAAAAUAGCCCUGCUCUCGAAAAUCUUGAAUAUAUCGACAACCCUUCAUCGUCACCGAAGGAAGGGACGACGAGUGUAACGAAGGAACAACGGGCUGAGAAUGGCUCCAUCACACUCUCAGAUACGGAGGAGGUGGCUCGUCGGGACCCGAAUCGAGCAAGUCCUCACCUGGCAAAUGCCGCGCAUGAUGAAACGACACCCAAACCAAGAAGAGGGCGCAAGACUUACGGACUUCGAUCAUCCGCUACGAAAUCAACGGAUCGCCGCAGCGGCGAGCUGCAGAAUACCCGGGCCCCUGCAAAGAAUAAAGAAAGCAUAUACGAUUUUCCAACGUCAUCACAGGAACAUGACAGGCCUCAGUCGGAGCCCUCGAGCCGCGAGUCUACACCGAAGCCCUUGAAGACCAAGCGGCCCUCCCAAUUACAGCCUAUGGCCAAGCAUGUCCAGCCAAUAGAGCCGCCACCAUUACCACCACCACCACCACCACAGGAGGCUUCGGAAGAUGACUCUCCAUUAUCUUCUGUGCCAUCAUCCUUUGGCUCUCCGCCGGCCAACCAUCCUACAGAAAUACACGCCGAUGCUGUGAUGGAGGCAGAACCAGAAAGACCGGCAGGCGAGCAGGCAGAUAUACGGAACGCAGUGCUCGCUGAACCAGACGCCAACACAGAGGAUGUAUUACCUCACCUUGGUAUCCCCGAAGAAGUGUUGCGAGAAUUACCGCAUGCUGCGCAAAGAACAUUCCGAAAGCGCAAUGCCAUCCAAAUGCAUCCAUACCAUCUGGAACAGCUCAAGUUUGCCCAGCAAUUGCAAGCAAGGGGUGUCAAGCCUUUUGGUCGACCUCCACAGCAAAGACAGCAUAUCACUGAUGAAAGUCAAGGGCAAGAUUCAUAUGAUCCCGAUGCACCUCCGUCAAGUCCUCCCCUGGAAGAAUAUCUUCCGCCAAUAAGACACGAACGGCAUCGUGGCCCACAAUCUGCUGGGCAAGGACGGGGACACAACGACCCAGAUCAUCCUCGGCCAUCGCAAAAUCAUCUGGCAAAGCGGCGGAAGACAUCUCAUUCUGGAACUCCCAAUGAACAUCGAAACUUACACCAACCAUGCAAACCUCGUGGCGUUAGAGACAACAAUACACCUACUGGGAAUCAAAAAGGUAUCUCCAUAUAUGACCUAUCAUCAAGUCCCCCACAUGCAGGCCGUUUAUCCUCAAACUCAAGAACCCCUCGUGCCUCAGAAGAAGGCUUCCGGUUUCCUCGUGGGUGGUUGCCGCCGGGAGAAGUUGCGAAACCCGGGGCACAGGAAGUAGAAGAAGUCAGUGAGGCUCAAUUACCUGGUGCGGGUACAGAUGAUGACGAGGAAGUACAGUCCAUCUCAUCCAACAGCCAGAGUGAUCCAGAAGAAACCAAGUCAGAUGCUGAAGAACGUGAAAUCCGACGAUUCCAACGAAUGAUCCGAGGAGCGCUCCCUGCGUCACAUGCUCGACUGAAUCAGAAGCAAAUUGCAGAUAAAGAAAAAGCCGCACAAUUAGAUCGUCAUGCUUCUUCGCAACGACCGGAUGGAAAGGGUGUUGCGCGGAAGCUCAUUCGAAAGGGCGAUCGCUCAAGGGAACUAGGAACGCAACCAUCAAGAGGCUUGUUUGAUCUUGGAGAUUCUGACUCGGACGAUGAGGACAGCCGAAAUGAUGCCACAGGAAAUGCCUCCAUAGCCAAUGACUCCAGCCAGAGGUUGACUGGCACUCUUGGCCUCGAAGACCCCUUCGUGCUGGAAGGGGGUGAUAUUUCUGAGGAUAAUCGCAUCGACUACAUGUUUGCGUCUGCUCUGCGCAACUCAACAGGUUCUCGGCACAAAACAAACAGUCUAAAAAGGCCAAAAUCGAAACAAAGUUUGCUCAAUGGGGAGAGACAGCCGAAGAGACCUCGACAAACUCGAAUGACUGAUGCCUCGUAUGGAGCACGAAGGGCUAAGAAAUCCUCGACUGUCCAGCGACCAAGAAUAGGAAUACUGGAUGCACCAGAUGUUGCCACAAAGCCUCGCCAAGAGCAAUCGCGACUGCUCAGGGUAGCGACAAGACGACCACGCUCACGCAAAGAUGGAGGCAGGCAGAGUCCUACUCAGAAGUUCGUGAAACUGGCCUCAAGGGAUGACACAGUGGAUGCAAAUGAGUCUUUGCGAGAUUGGAAAAGGGGAGCUAUUCGGCAGGCUAAGAUUAGCCCACCUCGUCCGAGAGUUCGCCAAUACCGACACUGGACAACAACUCUUUCGAUUCUCAGUGCUCGAGCAAAAUCGAACACUAAAGAUGACCGGAUACCGAGCCAAUUCCUUGAUGCAGAGGCAGACGCUGAUGUCUCGAACACCGACACAGUGGAACUAGAACAGGCACAGACACCGCCUGAAUCUAACACAAUACCAGCUCCGCCAAACCAAGCCCCAGUGGCCGUGACUUCGUCUCGUCGAAAACCAGAGCAGCGCGGUCACACGUGGGUUGUUCCUAGGAACGUUGCCAUAACAUCCUUGAAGAGGAAUACCAUUAGGCCUGCGGCAACUAGUUUGGCAGGCCCUGGUAAGAGCCAAAAAGUGGUUCCGGCCAUGUUCAAUCAGUCAUUGUCUAUUCUUAACAGACACUAUAAGAACCAGCGAACAUCUAAACCUUACAAGCCCAGUUUGACCUUGGAUCGAUAUGUCUCCGACAGUGGAUCAUUAAGUACUGGAGGCAUUUCCUCGCCCAUGAGUGCUACUGCUCCUGCUGUUGCCACCUCAGCUGAAUCACGAACGCAAAGGCUAACCCCCAAAGCCCCUGUGUCUCGACGGCGGCCGAAGAAGAACCCACCCAACCGAAUCAAUCUCGAUGCCGAUGAAUUCCGUCAUAAUCCAGAUCCUGUUACCAUAGUCUCCGAUGGAUCGGAACCUGCUACCAUAACGCACGUCGGACACGCACGCCCUUCGUCUUCCAGUGCCGGCGUGCUUUUCAACUGGCAACGCUUCUACCCGGUCGACUUCGGAGUACCAUCUCUGCGCGACAAUACAUUCUUCCAUGAGACUACAUUCAUAGGAAGCGGGGAAUUUUCUCGUUCUUUACGAAUCGCAGAGCGGGACUUCGAUGGGGGUGCCACUGCAUUCUCCAUCCAGCUCAGAGACGUGACAUUCCAAUGGAAUCGCUGGAACGAUACAGUAUCAUCGGAGAUGGGGCAGGUCUUUGAUGUGAUAAUCGAUAAUGUUGAGCGAAGUGCUGUCACUUCCCCGGAGACGGGCAUUACGGCUGCUUUGGGUGUGGCAUCGAGGCUAUACAGAUUGUUGGUCAGAUACAUCACGGAAAAUCUAGUUUUCAUCGACCCGGUUGAUCGUACAGGUUUUGUCACUAGAGCAACGGGGCUGGUCUCCCAGGUGAGAGACCCGUUGGCUGCGUUUCUGACUAGCGAUGAAUACAACAAGAGCGGGCUCGUCAAGAUUGCUUGCUUCAACAUGAUUUUCUCGAACCAGAUCUAUCAAGUUGCUUCUCAUCGGCUCGUCAGCCCUGCCCUGGCGACUGAAGCUUUGGAUCUUGUCAAAAUAUCCGCUAAAGACGUUGCAAGCUUGAUCACGUCCAAAGUCGGUUCUUCUGAGUUUAAAACGUUGUUCAAGGAAAACAGCGAGCCUGAACGCCGCGAGUCGGGGAUUCGCGAUGAGUAUCCAUCGGUGGAGGCUUACGUUGUCACCAAACAUCUUCUACGCAGCUCAGACAACUGUAAGGGCUGGUUUGAAGAUCUUCAGCUUGAGAUUUUCAACAAUGGAAUCAUUCGCAAUGAAAGGGAUGUGGGUAGCCUGGAGGCUGGAUGGCGUGGCAUAUUCACAGUCUUACCCUUCAACGAAAUAGAUCCGCUUGGGAUUGCGCGCCCUGGUUAUCAGUUGACAGCUGUCAAUGACAAUUGGAAAUUAGCGAAACGGCUUCUUGCCCCAGCCCUGGACAAAUUCGAGUCCAACUCUAAUGCCUAUCCCAUCUCAUACAACAACUACUGUCAAACCCUGUUCCUCAGAUGUCAUCGGCUUAUCAAUUCCUGGGGGUGGAGAGAAUGCAAACCUAUCUUGGACACGCUAUUCGACUUCUUUGCCAAGAAUUCCCUCCACAACCUGCAACUUGAGGAAGCUCGUGGUUCACCUUCAUUUCUUGACGAACUUGAUAACAAUCCCUCCCUGGAUGCCCGAGUGGGGGAACCGUGUUUCCACACAUUUCUCAAGAUCCUAGCGAGUGGUCUCCGGUUCUUGGCGAAGAGAUAUGACAAGAAAAAGAUUCGAAACUUUGCCUGGCGUCUGCUACCUAACCACGGUCGUGUAUACCCGAAAGAGAAGCGAUUGCGGCAUGAGGAUCUCGAAGCACUAAGAAAUCACCAUGAUCUUCUCAGCACCCUGUACUGGGCUGUUCCCGAUGGGUGUCGCCCUCGACUGGAGACGAUACGUAAUCUGGUCCAUCCUGCCACUUCACAUCGUGAAGCGUGCAGCAUGAAUUUGCGCUCAUGGUCAAGACUUGUUCGAUUCAAGCUAUCUACGGAUGAAGAUAUUGCGGGACUAGAUCCGUUUGGGGACUGGUAUGGCUAUUUCGUUACGGAGCUGCAGCAACAGCAUUCAUAUGCUCGCAAAGAAAUUGAGGCUCAAAUCACAGGUGACAGAGAGGUUUCUCAACAGCAUGUUGAACGCACAAUCUCCAAGAACCAGCGGCAGAUUGAGACCCUGUUGAGCAACGCGCUUAGCGGGCUACGGAUUGCUGUCCAGCUAGCUCCGAAGCUGGAGCAUGCACACAGGCUUGUUCUGAGAGCUCCUUUCGAGUCUAUCCUUACACUUUUCAACCCCAAGCUCCCGCGUGUGAAUGUCGUUGUCUCCGAGGCACUGCAGGUCUUGGUAGCGUACACCCUGAAAGACGUUCCAGCUACAUCCACAUCAGAUGCUCCUGCGGUGGUAAACACUGAUGAGGACAGCCAGGAGUUCGGUGACUGGGAUGCCAUUCAGGCUGUUUGGGACCAGCAAAGUCCCACUAGUGAAGGCAUUGAACAUAUAGAGAAGGCUUUCCAUCCGAUUGUCUCUCGUCUCGUUUCAAACUGCUUUGGUGAGGACCACUGCCCAGAGGAUGCGAUUCUUCUCAGCGUGAUAGAAUGCUGGACGUCAAUCGCCCAGGUUCUCAUUCGCCAUGGCCUCCGAAAUUGGGACAAUUAUCUGAGCGAGUUCGGCGAUGAUUCCUGGACGCGGCUUCGACAGACAGUUCAGACAAGAAAGUUUGGCCCGCUGUUCCUUGCCGCAUGUAUUGAAAAGGACGUGCAGAUUAUUUCUGAUUGCCGAAUCCAACUUAUGAGUAUGUGGAUGUCAUCGCUGGUCGAGCGCUCCUCGAUGUUGAAGUUUCAACAUCGCCUCACAGAGGCCCUUUUGAACGGAAAUCCCACAGAUCCCUUGCUUGCCAAUCUUCCGUUCUCUAAGGAUACGAAGAUUGACCGGUAUACAAUCACAUUGGAGGAAAUUGGCUCUCGGCGACUAUCUCUUCUCUCGAGUUUAUCAUCUAAUAUGCGUGAGCAGCUCCAGGGCAUGGAACUUUCUGGCAAUCGGAAUGUCUCCGUGACCAAGCAAGAAUACUCUGAGAUGCUUCAGCGGCUCAUGACUUCUAUGAAAGACAAUUACCAAGAGCUAGGUAAUGGAACUGUGCAGGCUGCUCAAGGAGAAUACGUCGAGUUCGUUCAACGCGUCAUCGGCUUCCUUCAGCAACAUACCAGCGACAUCAAACCCAUCGACCCCUUCUUCACGGACCCUGCUUCGUUCCCCUUGCCGUCUACCGACCCGCGCUACAUUGUUGCGAAGCUCAAACGCUACGAGUCGAAGUUAUCUUCCAGCAAAGAGAUCCAGACCUUGACCGGGUUCGUCCAGAGUAUUUCCGAGCGCGCAGCCAUUGACGGCCAACAGAGCUACCUGGUUGACCAGUUGCACACAUCAAUGAAGAAUACCUACGAAGCUGGGGACCCCGACAAACCCACUCUCCGCGCCGUCCUCUUGCAAUGCGUGUUUCCAGCGUACCUGGAAGCGACGCUUCCCAACCGCGCCGCCUGGAUCCUCAGCCGUCCCAUCAUCCAGACCAUCACACUGGAAUUCAAGGAUUUGGUGUGUAACAUAGACACUCUGGACGAAGCCUGUGUGGCUUCUGUCGUCGAUAUCAUCGAUGUUGUGUACCGAGCCUCUUGCCAAGCACUGGGUCUGGUCGCCUUCCGUCGCCAUCGUCUGCAAAGUCCUACAACUCUACUCAUGCUUGCCGCCUUCCUAGACAUGAUUUCCUCGGCCCUGCCAGUGAUAGAUUACAUCGAUCGAGCCACCAGCGAAGGGGAGGGUAUUUUCACGCACAUCGAGUGGAUCCGCGAUUUCGCGAAAGCCGUGGGCCAAUGUCUACAAAUCACAGAUUCAGACAUGGACUCGCCCUCGAGCAAUGCCCGUAUCACAUUCCCUAUGGUCCCGCCGCCCUCCGAUAGCAGGAAAACUGAGCUCUUCAGCACGGCUAACAACCUCGCCUCGAAUGAUCUCCAGCUCUAUCUCAGAAAAUGGUCUCACCAUCAGGACAAGUACUACUUCACUCGUCCUGGUCAUGAGUCCCAGGAGGUCACAAUCGAGCCUGAGAUUGCUGUUCUGGUGGCUAGUCUGAGUGAAGCGCAGAAUGUCUUUGAGGAUGCUGCGAGGGGAUUCGUCGAUCGUGCCAAGGUUCUGGAGUUGGUGUCUUGA
This is a messenger RNA of Penicillium concentricum, 6810 nucleotides long. RefSeq lists its product as uncharacterized. NCBI's taxonomy places the organism in Eukaryota, Fungi, Ascomycota, Eurotiomycetes, Eurotiales, Aspergillaceae. The transcript is spliced from 2 exons. Bases 1 to 6810 code for a protein of 2269 amino acids. The record is from RefSeq and is a predicted model, not a curated record. Gene Ontology annotation, cellular component: nucleus; Cul8-RING ubiquitin ligase complex. Gene Ontology annotation, biological process: replication fork processing; double-strand break repair via homologous recombination.